This is a messenger RNA of Penicillium griseofulvum, 513 nucleotides long. Its product is annotated as endosulfine family protein. Gene Ontology annotation, molecular function: protein phosphatase inhibitor activity. Lineage: Eukaryota; Fungi; Ascomycota; Eurotiomycetes; Eurotiales; Aspergillaceae. The record is from RefSeq and is a predicted model, not a curated record. Gene Ontology annotation, cellular component: cytoplasm. The transcript is spliced from 3 exons. The coding region runs from base 1 to 513 and encodes 170 amino acids.
AUGAAUCCCCACCAGCAGAACAAAGUGGAUAUCAAUUCCCUGAGCCCAGAGGAGCAGCGCCUGCUGCGUCUCUAUGGCAAGAUGCCCACCAAGAAAGACGUCCUCCAAAACAAGCUUAAGGAACGCAAAUACUUUGACUCAGGUGACUACGCUCUCAGCAAAGCCGGCAAAGCCUCCGACGUAGGCGUCACCAAUAUCGGAUCCCGCCACCCAGUGCCGGAGAAUAUCCCGCACCUAACCUCAACCUCACCGGGUGUCAACAACUCUGCGAAUAAUGGAAGUGUCAGUUCCCAGGGUGGACAACAGAUUCCUGGCAGCAUCAGCGGACAUCCUGGAUCGAUCGGGUUCCAAAGCCGCAGCCCAAUUAAGGAUGGGGGUAGCUUCCUCCACCGGGGCUCCAGUCUCAGCGAGGGUGAAGCAAGCUCUGGUCUGGCCUCUGGAUCAGUGCAGGGUGAGCAGGAGCUUAGUGUCAGUCCCCCUGCUGCAAGAGAAGGUGUCCCUAUCCGUAAAUGA